AUGCGAGGUUAAGGAAGUGAUCAAGGUUCCAAGGCUUAUGCAGGCAAAUGAUGUUCAAUAGAUAUUAUUGACUUGGACAUGUUGCAUACUGGAUAUAGGCUUUAUUCUACAAUUUCUUGUAGAUUAUGAGAUAUACAAUUUUGUAACGAAACUUAAGGAUAGGCUUUGAGAUGGUGAAAACAAGUGAAACAUUUUGGUCAGUAAAGAUAGCUGAAUUCAAAGGGCAGCAAAACAGAACAGAGUCAGAAUGCUCUUCCUUUCUCUAUGACAUUCUACAGGGUUUAUAUGAAGACAUAUCAGAGACAACAAAAAUCGAACUGCUGCUUGUGCUUCAAGAGUAUGGAGAAUCUUUGAUACAGUCUCAAGAGCUCGCUGAGCAUGCUGUUGGUUCUAUAAAAUGUAUCCUCAAAGACCUUCUUGCAGACCAACAUGACACUCAUUAUGUUAUCAAUUGUCUGGUAACAACAACUACACUCAUCAUUCAGUUUGAGCUUAAUCAAUUGAAUCCACAGCUUGUCAAAGAAAUAACACAAAUAUUUGUUGACCUGUGCAAAAGAGUCAAUAUUCCCAGUGAAACACUCGUAAGAAAAGUUGCUUGUGACUGUCUCUUUGAACUAGAAACAGCCAUCCCUUCUAUCCUAUCAAAGUGCAUAUAUUUGUUGUUUGAUCUGACAAAGAAAGAGAAAUCGUUUGCAUCACAGAGUUAUAUGCUACUGCUUAGCACCGUGUUAUGUAACAUUCUGCAGUAUAAUGAAUCUGGAUGUCAGGACCUGACAUACUAUGAGGAUUUCAACAUGACACACCAUGGAAUUGGGGAAAAAGAUGAACAGCAAAUCACAUCAUUUCUGGCAGGUGAUCUGAGCAACAUGUCUCCAGUUAUCCUGUGGCAAAUAGGCCAAAAAAUUGGGUUUCUGUUUGAAAAUCUCCACAUGCCAAAGGUUGUUUUGCAAAACAAGAUGGUACAAUGCUGCUAUUCAACUGAUCUGCAAGUAAUCCAUCUUGGCUUACUGCUUGCUUUUGAUCAUUUGCAAGGAGUUAUUACUUCACAGGAUUUGAAUGCUCUAGCCCAUUGUUUGUUGAGGUUGAUAAAACUACCUGUUUUUCCAAAUGGUGUGGUUUUGGUGUGCCUGCAAUGGUUUUUUGAAGUAGUUAGACAAAUUGAUUUCCUAGGUGACUCAGAGUUUUUGCUUCAAAAUGUUUUUGAUGAAAUGAUCAAGACUUUUCCUUUUGAUCCCAUAAAUAUCAUUAAUGGAAAAAUUGACUUGGUUGCAAACUUACUGCAAAUAAACCCAACAGCCUUUGAUUUUAUGAAAAGCUUAGAAAUACCUUUGAAGAUGGUGAAUAAUGGUAUAGGUGGUCAAUAUAGUUCCUUGCUUUUUAAGGCAUUUUAUUUCAGAUUCAACCAGACUGGUGACAAAAAAGAGAAAGAGAGAAUUGCAAAGAGGAUUGUUCAUAUGACCAUUAAGAUGCCAAAGUUGCUUGGGUACACCAUUGACUUUAUAAUGGGAAUCAAAAAAGGGCCUGAAGAACAAAUAAAACAAAAUAUUAUUCAUCAGAUAGCAGGCUUCAUUCUUAAAUUAGAAAAGGCACAGUUCCUUGCUCAAUCAGAUAAUUACUUUCCGUUGAUUGAGCAAGCCUGCUCAGAGGCUCGCUUGUGGCCCUAUGGAGUUAUCAAAUGGUUGAGGUCUUUAUGUCUGACAUCAACCAUUUAUACAGAUGGUAUCAUUUAUGGCGAGUGGAUGUUUGGCAGCCAAAUUUUGUCAGUAUGCAAGGCGAUUCUAAGAACCCAUGAUUCACUGCAGAUACUACAAGAGCUAGCUGACUUUUUAUGGUUUAUACACAAAAGAUAUCAAGAUCAAGAUAUCAGAGACAGAGCCCUGUUCUUCUACAUGAUAAUUGGCUGUGCUUCACCAAAGUACUUUACUAAGCUUUUUGCCCAGCCUGGAAUAGAAGCUAACUCCAAAUCAGCUAGCAAAAAAGGAGAGGUUGAGAUUCCUGCUGACUUAGUUCAGGGGGUACUGCCAACUAUUCGUCUAGAUUCUCCAUGUUUUACUUUCAAUAAAUUUGUUCAACAGAGAAGCCAAAAAGUGAUGUGCUUGAAAGAAAGCUUAUAUACAGAUGUGGAAACAUAUAAAAUGGUCCUUGAACAAUUCGCUGAUAAAAGUAUUGACCUUGAUAUAAAGGUUGCAUUCAGGGAAGAUGUAGCCAAUAAUGCACCAUCAAAAGUAUAUGCCUUGACAAUAAAAUUCAACAGCAAUGGAAAGUGCAAAGAAAUACCUGAUGCUCUUGUACCAUACACAUGUGCAAAAUCUCAAUCUAGGCAACAAGCUAACAAGGAGCAAGUAGUCAAGCUGAAGUUGUAUCCAGUUGACUCUUUACCAUUCAAAGUUGCUGUAAGCUGCACUUUUAUGAAUGAACAAGGAAGAAUAUGUGUUGCACCAGCUAAACCACUUCAGUUGAAUUUCUUUGACUUUUUCCAGCCACUUAUAUCAGCUUCUGAUGAUACUGAAAAUGGAUUAGAGAAAAGGGUUUUGUUUGAGUGUUUGUGGAAGCACUUUAAGAAAAACCAGAAGACAAUGGGCUCAUCAGAACAGACUUGUGCACUGUCAGUUAAAAGAUUGGACAUCUCAGAGAACAAAAUCAGCGAAGUUUUAGAAAAAGACCUAAUAGGGUUCUGUGUUGAAAAGACCAAGCAAAGAUAUAAGAUUGGUGUCUUUCUGUCACCUGCAAAUCAUAUAUUGAUGGACAUCAAGGUGGCAAAUGAAGAAACUAUGGUCUGGAUCUGCAUAGAUAACUGGAAAUUCUUGGACUUGGUUGGUGACUUUCUUGAUGAGCUUGUCUUAUCAAACAAAUGAGUUUUAGUAUGUAGGGAAGCAGUUGAACAAUAUUAUAUAAAUACCUUUAUACAUCUGAUACACUUUGAUCUGCUAUUUUAGUUGUCUAAAGAAAUUUAUUAAAUACAUAUAGGUUUAGAGACCAAUGCAAUUUAUAAUUUCCUUUUAAAUUUUUGAUUUAUAAAUACUUCCCCAACAUGUUAUUGCCAAGUUGUUGAUUUUGACAAAUCAACUCGUGAGGAUGAAUGUGUGGUAUGUUUUACAUUCAGCUCAUCUUGUGUUAUAAACCCCAGAAUGUUGUAAGUGCCAAUACAUAAACAGUCAAUAAAUUGGCUUUGUAUGGAGCAAUUUUUCCCAAAUGGGCCAUAUUUAUUGAAAGAAAACCAUUCAAGAUUUUUCCUUGCCCAUACAAGUUCCCUUUGGAAAUUUGAGACCGCAUCUCUGAAAUCACACACACACUUAGAAACUCAAGGUGUUAAUAGUUAUAAACUCUUUGUUUUCACUUCCACUGACCUUUUUCAAAACAUAAUUUUAUCCAAAUCUGUUCCCAUCCAUCUUGCUCCCAGACAGAGAUAGGAACACCCACAUCAAAGGUGCAUUGCCGCACAUACAGUGGCAGUAGCAGCUACUGUCGAGUGGGUGUGUAAUGGGUGUGAACAGUGAGACCACGCCCUUUUGCCUUGUUUCAGUGCUUUGUACCAGGUAAAUUUUCCUUACUCAGAUGAAAAUAUGAUCUACCCCUAUCUAGCUCUCUUUAGUUUCUAGUAAAAAUAUGCCGACCAUGUAAUUACACCCCUCAUACCACCCUUGGUGCUGCCUCUGCAUACAUAUUUAGAUAUAAUGGCUUUAGUCACGAAGAGAGAAUUCCAAAAAAUUUUCUUGGCUUUAUAAUAAUUCUUCUUUUAUUAGUGACAAGUUGCUGGUUGUCAAGAUGACAAAAGAAAUUAAGGCAAAAGAUCCACAUUGAACAGAUUUUAGCAGUAUCAUAAAGACCCAUUCAAUCCACGUUUGAAGAACAAAACUUGAAUACUAUGAAAAAAG
Rhopilema esculentum is the source of this 3875-nucleotide messenger RNA. Its product is annotated as AP-5 complex subunit beta-1-like. Gene Ontology annotation, biological process: endosomal transport. The record is from RefSeq and is a predicted model, not a curated record. Lineage: Eukaryota; Metazoa; Cnidaria; Scyphozoa; Rhizostomeae; Rhizostomatidae. Gene Ontology annotation, cellular component: AP-type membrane coat adaptor complex; lysosomal membrane.